GUUCAAGGUUAACAAUUUCCCAAAUUAUGAAUAGCAAGGUAAACUUGCUCAAUAAAUGCAAAUUUAAUUACAUUUAAAUUGCGUAAACUUCGUGAACUAAUGAUAAUGAUAGUACAGGCAGUGAAAUUAUGGAAACCUCCCCCUGUCCGAGACUAUUCGUCUACGAGCACAUGCAAGUCGGUCGAUGGUACGGGAUAAUCACUCUACUCAGCUCGGAGGACUUGACCGGAAUUCGACUUCGUCUACAAUUCGACCGGCCCUCUCUGGAACUCGGGAACUGGUUUGGUGAAGUCUCCACGACUAACAACAAAGAUUACGUAAUUGAAAAUACUAACUUUACCCUAAAAGCUCACAGACCUCAGACUAUCCGCUUCUAUCUAAACUACAAAGGCUCGCCUUCGCCCAAACUAACUUCGUUAAGCCUUAACGACAAAACUGUCUGCCCGGAACCGACUAACUCACUAAGCCGACCGUUGUCGUUCGGCUUUCUACCGCCGCCCGCGUCGAACGAAGACGAGGACUACUACCCGAGCGAUUUUGCCUUCAUUAGACCGCAUCAGGGCGGUUCGACGGACGAGUGCGGAACAGUUAUAAUCAGACGAUCUAAGAGAAGCUUCGUGUACCCGGAACCUCACGUCGUUAGCUUUCCCGUUUACUGGACGUAUUUUCAGCCGCAACCGAAACCUCUAAUUACGUACGGAACGUCGACGGUCGAGGGGGAGUACCCGUGGCACGUGGCUCUGUAUCGGUCGAAGGGGUUCGAUUUGGUGUACGUCUGCGGGGGCGUUCUCAUAUCGUCGUUCUACGUCGUUACCGUCGCGCAUUGCGUUACGAAGGCGAAGGCGGCGAACGCGUUAAAUCCGAACAGCAUGCGAGUUUAUUUGGGCAAAUAUUACCUGUCGAAGUUCUCCAAUCCGGGCAUACAAGAUCACGCGGUCGAGGAAAUAAAACGGCAUCCGGACUAUGACGCGCACACCUACGCCAACGAUAUCGCUCUGGUCAAGCUUAAGGAAGAGGCCGCCAUAACCGACUACGUGCGUCCGGUUUGCCUGUGGCCGCAGUCGCAGAGUCUGGACUCGAUCAUCGGGGAGCACGGUGACGUCGUCGGUUGGGGUUACGACCAGUACGGUAGGAUUACCGACGAACUGAUGCAGAUUACGAUGCCCGUCGUGACGCGAGAAACGUGCGUUCAAUCGUUUCCGCAGUUUUACGCGCGGUACACGUCCAGCACGACCUACUGCGCCGGUCACAAAAACGGUUCGUCCGUUUGCAACGGAGAUUCCGGCGGAGGCAUGGUCUUCCUACGUAAGGAUACGAUGCGUUGGUACCUGAGGGGGCUCGUCUCGAUCAGCAUAGCCCUACGGUCCCAAUUCUGCGACUACUCGAAUUACGUCGUCUUUACCGAUUCGGCGAAGUACUUGGGCUGGAUCGGAAGCGUCAUUGCGAAAUAGAAUUAUACGAUUAGAUGUUGACCU
Messenger RNA from Photinus pyralis (common eastern firefly), 1475 nucleotides. Its product is annotated as serine protease gd-like. The coding region runs from base 129 to 1451 and encodes 440 amino acids. The record is from RefSeq and is a predicted model, not a curated record. Lineage: Eukaryota; Metazoa; Arthropoda; Insecta; Coleoptera; Lampyridae. Gene Ontology annotation, biological process: proteolysis. The transcript is spliced from 8 exons. Gene Ontology annotation, molecular function: serine-type endopeptidase activity.